Molecule: messenger RNA, 1196 nt
Organism: Zonotrichia leucophrys gambelii
Lineage: Eukaryota; Metazoa; Chordata; Aves; Passeriformes; Passerellidae
Gene: LYPD6B
Product: LY6/PLAUR domain containing 6B
Exons: 7
Coding region: 418-942 (174 amino acids)
Molecular function (GO): acetylcholine receptor regulator activity
Source: RefSeq, a predicted model, not a curated record
UCCCUCCCUGCAUUGAUGUUUUAUCGCGUUCAUCAGGGAUUAUUUUCUUUCUGAAAUCACCUCAGUGUUUGGUGCAGUCACCUCCCAUUGCCAGCAUCCUGCCCCUGGCUAAAACCGUGUUGUGCUGCGCUUUUACAAGAUCCCAGAUAAAGAACUCGAUCCAGUUACAGCCCAGCAAGGCAGAGUUUCCUUCACCAGCAGGGCAAGGAGAGAAGGCCUGGAAAUGCUGGAGUGAUUCAGUUCCCUCCAUUCCUGCAGAAAUCAUUUAAAAGUACACUUCAAGCUUAUAAUUACACUGAUUCUUCUGCCUAAUCCUCCAGAUCCUGGGCUGCAGCCAGAGGAAAUCUGGAAUUUCCUAUGGAAAAGAGGGUUGGGAGUGCACAGGGAGCAGAGGCCUGAGGGUUUCCCUGUGCAGCGAUGGGAGCGUUGCGGCGCGCGCUGUUCGCGGCCUUUCUCCCCUUCCUCAUCCUCUCAGGACGCUGGGCUGCAGCUGAGAACAUCAACUUCCACAACAUCAGGCCUCCACUAGACCCCACUCCAUUCCCAAACAGUUUCAAGUGCUUCACGUGUGACAACGCAGUGGACAACUACAACUGCAACCGAUGGGCUGAGGACAGGUGGUGUCCUGAAAGCACGCGGUACUGCCUGACCGCCCACCUGUUCACGGCGCACGGGGAGAGCACCUCGGUGACCAAGCGCUGCGCCACGGGCGAGGAGUGUCACCUGGUGGGCUGCCACCGCCGCGGGGACAGCGGCCACACGGAGUGCGUUUCGUGCUGUGAAGGCAUGAUCUGCAACGUGGAGAUCCCCACCAACGCCACCAACGCGGUGCUGGCCGUGCUGCAGGCGCGCAGGGCGGCCGCGGGCAGCCGUGCCCUGCCCGGCCUGGGCACACUGCUGGCACUGCUGGUGGCACCGCUGGUGGCAAUGGCCCUGUCCUGACACAGCUCCAGGGACACCCCCGGCGCCAGGAACCCGCAGGGUCCCCAAGGAGAAAGCGCUGAUUCCAUCCCAGCAGAUUUACGGGAAGGCGCGUCCCGAACUCCGUGGGUGUUUCAGUGGGAAUCCUUCCCCGACAGUGUUGGAAAUAAACCCCACAAAAACCCCCCCAGCGGGGAGGAUUCGAGUUUUAAAUCCCCCAUUUUCUGAGGAAAAUGCACGUUUUUUUGGUUUUUAGGACAGGACUGUGACAAUCA